AUCAGCGACGAGGCCUUGGAAUUUAGUCGCGUGGCUGUUUCCAUUCUUUUCUUAGGGUUGGUCAGCCUAUUCGGCAUCGUGGCCAAUGUGUUUGUCAUUGCAGUACUGAGAAGACAAGGUAAAUACAAUUCACUGGAAGAAACCGUUGUUGCAUUUGUCAAAUUUCAAGUACGGUUCAUUAUAAAAUGAAGUUUUAAUAUAGUUGUCUGACAUUAUUGGAUAUCUUUUCGGCCGUACUUCAACAUUCGUAAUUAGUCAUUGGCAUGAAAUCGUCAAAAAUAAUAAGAUUAAAAAACACCAAAGGCUGGUCAUUUCAAAAGUUCCUUUAGUCCCCAAAGUCUAGUCCUUAAAAAAAAAGAGAAGAUAGUUUAGUUCCUAAAUGGUUAUCCUUUUCAAUGACUACUCAGUUAUUACUCAUUGUCCAGCAGGGGAUUAUUUACUCUUUUAGAAAAUAAAUUGAGCAAAGAGGAUUAAAGUUUUAAAUUAAUGUUCUUAUAUAAAUUCCCCCCCACCACCCCCGUUUCUAACACAGGAUUUCAAGAGAGCGUCAACAUUUCGCUGCUUGGACUGGCCAUAGCUGACCUGUGCUGCGUCACCCUGGCCCUCUGGUCGUCGAUAUGUAACAUUUUCCUCAUAGGGCAGCCACGUGACUUCUCAUUCGAGCCCUACAGCCUGCUGACCAUGACCGGGAAUUUGCCCAGAGUCAUCUUCUCCAGGGUGACGUGCUGGAUCACGGCGCUCAUCGCCCUGGAGAGGUGCAUCUGCGUCACCCUGCCUUUCAGGGUCAAGGUCGUGUUCACGCUGAAAACGACGCUCGCCGCCACGGUGGCCGUGUUCCUGGCCGUCCUCCUCGGCUACUUGUCCAUCUUUGAGUCGAGGCACUGGGCGACCAGACUGGACAGGACCUCGAACACCACCAAGUAUUACAUGGUCUUCUCCACCACCGACUGGACCAGUCACUUGACGUCGCUGUUGUUCCUGGCCCUGCCCAUAACAAAUAUUUUGACCCUCAUGAUAUGCACGCUGAUUCUAACAGUGAGUCUAAGCGCGUCAUCAAAUUGGCGGGAGAGCGCCCGCAGUUCUAAAAUAAAACGCGAAAAGAGGGCUAUAAAUCCCACGAAGGAGAUGAGGGUAUCAAAAAUGGUAUUGAUCCUUACUCUUAUUUUCAUCGCUUGUAACUUACCGAGCAACAUGCUCAUAGCCACUCGAACCAUUGUUCCAGAAUUCCAGGAAAUCGGGAAACUCCAAAAACUAUUUCGAGUCACGCACACCUUCGCCUUUCUACUGGAGACGACCAGCUCUUCGAUAAAUGUCUUUGUUUAUUAUAGAAUGGGGUCAAAGUUCAAGCUGGAGUUCUUAAAAAUGAUCACUUGUGUCAAGACACGUUGA
This is a messenger RNA of Lymnaea stagnalis (great pond snail), 1389 nucleotides long. The record is from the annotation of a GenBank genome assembly. Lineage: Eukaryota; Metazoa; Mollusca; Gastropoda; Lymnaeidae.